CGCUACAUUCAAUCCAAUCCUCGUUUCAAGAUGACAAUGCUCAUUCAUCAUGGCCCUAUAAGUAUCCUCACUUCGUCCCUCACCAGACUCCUUUUCUCUCCAGACCAUUCUUCACUUGAUUUACCUGGCGUAGAUCACUCAGCGCAGCAACAACAGGAUUAGUCUCAACACUCUCAACACCAUUCCCACUUUCACCACCUUCACCACGCUCACCACCACACCCCCGACAAGAUGUGCGUCACAACCGACACAGUCCACGAGGCCUGCCGGCACGUCAUCAGCAUCACCUCCCCCUGUUUCGCAGUCCGCCACCCCAGCAUCCCCUUCACCCGCUGCAAGCGCUCCUCCAUCCUCCACGCCCCCCCCACCCUCUGCCCCUCCUGCGCCGCCGUCUUUGCCGAGGCCCACAUCGACAGUUUCUCCGGCGCCAAACUAGCCAACCAAUUCCGGCGCCGCGAGAACUACGGCGGUGUGCUGAUACCUAGCCUCGGCCAGCAUGGUAUCAUGAUGAUGGACCGCGACGGCAACGUUUUCGAGCGUGUCAUCCCGAGGGGCUCAUCGUGGUUCACCGAGACGGUUGGGGAUAGGGAGGCGGAGAGUUCGGGUGCUCGCCCGAGGAGGUCGGAGCUGCAGCUGAGGGAGUCGGAGAGCUUGAGGCAGAUGAUGAGGCCGGGGUCUCCUAGGCCUCGGAGAGAUUCGAGGGGUCCUCAGCCUCCUAGGUCUCCGAGAGAGUCGAGGGCUCCUCAGCCUCCUUGGUUUCCAAGAGAUUCGCUAGAUCGUCCGCCUCCUAGGUCUCCGAGGUCUCCGAUGGGUCCUCAGCCUCCUAGACAGACGACGAGACCUGGGCCGCCCAGAGAUCCGAGAGAUCAGAGUGAUCAGAGUGAUCAGAGAGAUCAGAGAGAUCCUCCAUUUUCUAGGCAGACGAGGAGGGGGGGCUACAGUCGCUUGGAGGACAGACAUAGCAGUAUGUUCUAG
This is a messenger RNA of Pseudogymnoascus destructans, 975 nucleotides long. RefSeq lists its product as uncharacterized. NCBI's taxonomy places the organism in Eukaryota, Fungi, Ascomycota, Leotiomycetes, Thelebolales, Thelebolaceae. The coding region runs from base 232 to 975 and encodes 247 amino acids. The transcript has a single exon. The record is from RefSeq and is a predicted model, not a curated record.